Messenger RNA from Amoebophrya sp. A25, 684 nucleotides. The record is from the annotation of a GenBank genome assembly. Lineage: Eukaryota; Dinophyceae; Syndiniales; Amoebophryaceae.
AGGCGUUGCAGCUUUCUAGUCAAGCGUUUCAAUGAUUCCUUUCAUGUAUUAUCACAAUCUACCCAAUUCUCAUCGAAGCCUCCGCCCCUCAACGAAUACUUAAGAAAUUUUUAUUCAUGGAUGUUGCAAAUGACUUCCUGUGAGUACCUGUGACGAUGUAGUUUAUUUGAUUUGGUGGGAUUCAUUGUUUUAUCACCUGAAAUCUCCGCCCUGCUUUUCUCUGUAAUUGCACCAAACUUGGUGUCGCGUCCUCCCUUCUUCCAAGGCGCACAACUAACUUUGAGGUUUUUUGCCUACUACUUGCAUAGUUGAUCUUCACAGUUGGUGUGAAAGACAGAAUGGGUCGUAAUUCGGCGUAUGGUCCUAAUGUUGUACAGGCUUUGAGUGAAUCUCAUCGUCCUGCAACAUGUGCAAAUUCUGGAUUCGGGCAAACAAGUUGCACCAGGGAUGGCGCUCGAGGCCGAUCCUUCUCUCCCCUCCCGCCACACGCCCCACUGGCCGGCCUUAAGGAAGAAAAUGGAUAUCAUGCGCAAGACCGAUUUAGGUCACCAUUGCCUCCUCACAGCGGAUCGAUGCUUCAUUUCGGAUCUGAAUCCGAUUUGGAGAGGGAUGAAUCAUUGGCUCUUUGCUCUCGAGGAACUGAACACGAAGGCGAAACACGAACUUCAGAAGUUGUACAUGUAG